UCAGAACUUGAAGGUGGGAGGGAUAUAGACUUAAAGCCAAAAUUGGAUUUAAACAAUAAAAAGAAAUAAUGGAACCAAAUCAAGUAAGAGCUCUCCACAACUGCCAUCGUGACCUCUUACGUGACCUUGAGGUUGAUAGGUCAUUCCUCCUGUCCUUGUACAUUGACAAUAUCAUCACAGAAGAACAGAAAAAUGAAAUCAUGGAAGAAAAAUCACGAAGAGGAAAAUGUGCAAAACUUUUGGAAAUUAUACCUCGACGAGGACCCCGCUGUUUUCCAAGCUUUGUGUCUAAAAUAAGGAAAGAUUACUCAUGGAUUGCUGAAAAACUUGACAAGGAACUCACAAAAGAACGCAAAAAUUUACCAAAAGACGUAAAUGAUAAAUUGACGGAAGUCAUUAACAACGAAGUAUGCCCAAUGGUUUAUGGUUGUGAAAGGAAUAUUAUAACUCCCUCCAAUAACCACCCUGGACAAACUGUGGGUAGAUUAUCGGAGAUGAUGACAGCACUGAAGUAUAGAAGUUUACGUGCCCUUGAAUUGUCCACCAAGGACAAACGCAUUGAAGAAUUGUCCUUGCCAGGACUUAUAUCCAGAAAGGUUCAGUCUUUACAUGAUGAUGUCAACGGAAUGAAAACAGAAUUACAAAUGGAGAGAAAGAAGAUAAGAGCAAGAAAUAAUAAUGAUGAUCAAAAGGUAAACAAAGAUAUUUUUAAACUGACAAAAGACCUCAAAAGACAGAAAGAAUCAAACAAGAAAAUGGAAUCGUCAGUGAAAAAUAAAGACAAGAAAAUCAGCAGUUUACAAAAUUUUAACCUUCAUCUAGAGAAGGAAAACUUAGAUUUGAAGGCUCGACUAGAAGAACUUGAAAAGUCUGAAAAGCCACUAAUACAUCGAUAUGGUUCAGCGACUACACAUGGAUCGCAGGGGAUUACAACAAUAUCAGAACUUUUUGACAUCACUUCAUGAAAACUUAGACAAUCUUGUAAAAAAUAUUGUCUUAAUAGCAUGUAUAUCUUUUUAUUAAAGGUAUGGGUGAAAGAUCACCAUUUCUUUUCAAGAAAUGUAUUGGAAGAUAUUUUGUAGAAUCAUGCUUACUGUGGAUUCAUCAUUUUUUGUUGGAUUUCAAUUUUUAUGGAUUUUUACAGUGAAGGUUAACCACCAAUUCAAAACUUAAAUUGCAUUUUUUUUACAGGCAGAAUAUUAUGUUCUUUCUUCAUAGCAAGAAAAGGAGAUAGACUUGCCAUUGGUUUUUUUAUGUUUUAAGGUAUUCAUCUAGUAUCCACAAUUGGGAAUUCAAAUUUAUGUUUUCAAGUCUUAAUCAAUAGUAAGAACCUGAGAUUGACUUGCCAUUCAUAGUUUUGAUGUUUUCAUUUUAUAGCAAAUUUGGAUGUUUUUUUAUGUUUUUAUGUUUUUUUUUGUAUUCAUACAACAAUCACAAGGCCAAAAAAAAAUAUA
This is a messenger RNA of Mytilus trossulus (common blue mussel), 1454 nucleotides long. RefSeq lists its product as uncharacterized. The transcript has 3 exons. Gene Ontology annotation, molecular function: death domain binding; protease binding. The record is from RefSeq and is a predicted model, not a curated record. Lineage: Eukaryota; Metazoa; Mollusca; Bivalvia; Mytilida; Mytilidae. Gene Ontology annotation, biological process: regulation of apoptotic process. Bases 69 to 965 code for a protein of 298 amino acids.